This is a messenger RNA of Glarea lozoyensis ATCC 20868, 1902 nucleotides long. RefSeq lists its product as uncharacterized. Lineage: Eukaryota; Fungi; Ascomycota; Leotiomycetes; Helotiales; Helotiaceae. The record is from RefSeq and is a predicted model, not a curated record. The coding region runs from base 1 to 1902 and encodes 633 amino acids. The transcript is spliced from 3 exons.
AUGACUGAGAACUACUCUCCAAGUCCUGGGGCAAAUCAAGACUCUGUUCAUAGCAUAGCAUUUCUGUCCCAAAGAGAUUUAGGGCUUGCAGUUCCGGUGAAUUUUGUUUCUUCGCCUCUUGUAUCGCUAUCCGCUGCCUGCUUUCCUUUCAACAGGUUUGAAGAUGCAGAUUCUGCUGAUUGCAUCUCCAAUCUGUUAGCCGUUGGAUUCCGGCGGUUUGCAAUUGACUUGUAUUGGGACCAGGCAAGAAAGGUGUGGUCUUUCUGUCCAGCCGCGGUACCCACGUCAACUUCCCCCGCCAGUUCUGUUCUGGGAGGUACACAGGCUAGUCAAAGCCCUCAAAGUACUACCGCAAGCCUUACUAGUGUCUCAACUGCUGCGACAAGUCCAACUCUCCAAAAAAGACAGGAUGGAGAAGACUCUUCUCAAACUCCAACAACUUCUAGUGCGCCGGUUACAUCAGACUUGAGCUCCGUCACAGGGACCUCCACCGGUUCUGGAGAAACUCAACCAACCGCCACAGACUCUAUUGAGGACUCAGAUGCUUCGCUCAUUUCAAUUGGACCUUAUAGCUGUACCACUUCAAUCAAUCUCUCUACGCUCAUCACGCAAUUAAGGGACUAUUUCAUCCAGACUGAUGAUACCAUCAAUGCUAGUUUGUUGUACUUCUAUAUAAACGUACAUGCAGCAGCUCCCACAGCAAACCCGCUUUCCAGCCCACCUUCAUCCACAAGCUUACCAAGUCAAGAAGUGUUGAUUGGGAAUCUUUUUGGUCAAAGCCUAUCUGACUACAUUUAUACACCUACGGAUUUGGCUGCAAACCGAAGAAAUGUCAACGGAUCAUGGCUUACGGUUGCUGAGCGGUACCGACCUGCCGAAGAAUUCUAUACCGUCACGUUGAACGAGUUUGAUCAGGCAUCUACCAAAGACGGGUGGCCUUCCGAGAGCUACAUCGAAUUCUCCCGGAGAAAAAGGCUUCUCCUUGGAUGGGGAAGUAUUGAUCCCCAACUGACAAGAUACAAUUUCAGUGGAGAUGCUUCCAAUAUUUUCCCGCAGAACUUCAUCACGAAGCCCGUUAAUGUCACGACAUCAUCCACUGGUCAAGUGACUUCAGGCUGCUUCAUCCGUCCAAACACAGAAAACAUUCAAGUCGCAGCUGUGAACACCUCGUGGGCUACUGCAUCGGUGUCUGACUUUCCCAGCCCGUCAGGUUCAGAUCUCGCACCUGUUUUGAGUCUAACCUCAAAUCUAACAGCCUGUGGCAUUUCUCCAGUUCUGAACAGCACUUUACUCAACGUGACGGCCCGGCAAGAUUUUCGACCCUAUCAAUCUUUUGCAUAUGCAUCCAUCUGGUCGUGGGCAUCCUCAGAACCGCAAAGUCAUAACUCUUCGAACUAUCGCUGUGCCUUAACAUCCACUUCUCGCCAGGGACGCUGGAUUGUAGCAGACUGCCGUGGAGACUACUACGCAGCUUGUCGAGCAUCUAGGCAACCGUAUAAUUGGACUACAUCUUCACGAACUGUUUCAUAUGAAUCUGCAGAAGACGCCUGUCCUUCAGACUUUGAAUUUGCGGCUCCGAGGACGGCAUUGGAGAACAGCUUCUUGACCCAGGCAAUGGUAGUCGGUAACAAAGCGAAUACUUGGGUUGAUUUCAACGCGAUUGAUCGACAAGAUUGCUGGGUUAUGGGUGGUGCAGAUGCGACUUGUCCAUAUAAGCUGGCGAGUUGGGAUCAGGAUUAUACCCGACGACGUGCUAUCCUGGUACCAACUGUGGCCGCAUGUAUAACGUUACUCGUCACCGCUUUAACAAUUUUCGUAAAAGCAGCUGGUAAUCGAAAAACCAGGAAACGAACAAGAAAGAGAGCGGUAAACGGGUUUGUUUACGAAGGAGUUCCUUCCUAA